GAAUUUUGACGAAUAGGAGAGCAAAUUGAAUGGGUUCCGCGCAAGAAAUUGCGCUUUCCCUGCUCUUUUUGAUUGCUUCCACAAGUGCUCAGGAUUGUCAGAGUGCUCGGUUAACUGCAACGGAUGUUUUAGAAACGGUGCAAAUCUACAAUAACGAGUACGCCCUUGAAGAUGACCACAUCACGUACGAAAUUUCUACAUCGCCACCAUCAAACUCAUUCGAUCAAAUCUCCGACUCCAUUCGGAUUCUGCUCAGCAAUCAAUCUUCGUGUCCUGAAACUUGUACUGUCACUUUGAAUCGGUAUAUUGACACAUUUCAAGGUAACCAGUCAACAACAUUAUUCUUCGACACAGAGCACUCUUUCUACCUGCCCAGCCAUUACGAAAAAGACAACAAAACUACAUUUGUCUGCGUCUCCACAAACGGGUCAUGCGGUGCUACCGUACCCGUUUACCGGUAUUAUAAAAUUUCAAACGGAGGAGUUUUUCACGCUUACUCUUUCGACCAGGAUGUUAUCUAUGAUGGGUAUAAUCAGGAAUUUCUUCCGAUUUGUUAUGCUUGGGAGCUGCCAACAGCGACUGUGGCAAGUCGACCAACAUGUGGAACUCUAAACUUCGACAUUCCCCCAGAAGCCUUAUCCAAUCUGAACAUCUACGAUAAUCAGUUGGCGGGAAUCGAACGGGAUCACUAUUAUACCACACUUCCCUCCACUGAUUCAUCUCUAGUGACUUAUAAUCAAACAGGUGUUCUUGGGAAAGUGUUGACUUCUUCGAAAAGUACCGCAUGCAGCUGCCUGGUUAAAUUACUACAACAGUUUGAUAAUCAAACUGGCUAUUUUCAUCGCUUGGACCACAAAUUGAUAGCAAUGGGUCAAGAAUCCAACAGACCCUACGAAGAGUACGAGGAAACUGGAGAGACUGUGUAUUGUGCCAAAAGACUCGGCGACUGUGGAGCCACCUUACCUCUCUGGAAACAAUUCCAGUUCUAUGACGUUGACACCAUGUACACCACAGACUCCACACCAAUCCCCAUGUCCUAUAUGUAUCCACAGACCCCUCUCUGCUAUAUCUGGCCGGCUAGUUAUGCUCCAAACGCAUCUCGUAUUGUAACGGGAACGAUGGCUCCAGCAGCACCUCCAGUGCCAACAAUGGCUGCAACAUUCGGAGACACAGGCCAGACAGGUGUGACAUUGCCCGGUGUAACCGAAUCAACUCCAUCUACCCUCACCACAGGUGCUACAUUGCCUAUGGGAAUGACACAAUCCACCCCCGUUACUGGAGCAACUGGAUCUACAGACACCAUGCAACCAAUGGGAUCAACAGGAAUGACACCACUUACUCCAGUAACUGGAGGCACUGGGGUGACACUGUCCACUCUGAUGACACAGCCCACCCCAUUCACACCAGGAACGGGUGCAACUGGAGCACCCGGUCAGCCAUUCACGGGAGUCACAAUGCCCGUAGGAUCUUCCGGGAUGACACCACCCACGCCAGUUACUGGUGGUACUGGACCCACUGAAACGACAGGCGUAACAAUGCCUCUCGGAUCUACCUGGAUGACGACACCUACGCCAGUUACUGGUGGUACUGGAGGUACGAUGGGACCUAUGGGAUCUACCGGGGUGACACAAGCUUCUCCUGUAACUGGAGCAACAGGAUUCACUAUGCCAACUGGGAUCUCACAAUCAACCCCGGCGAUCGGGGGCACUAUGGGUUCUACCGGGAUGACACUAACCACACUUGUAGCAGGGAGUACUGUAGUUACUCCAAUGACGGAGGCGACAGGCGCUUUCUUGUCUGCUGGGUCAACUGCUAUGACUCCGUCCACGCAGGGCACUGGAGCAACAGGUGUCACAAUGUCCACCCCUGGAACUAUGGCCACUGGGACAACUCCAAUGACUCCAACUGUCAGUGUCUGGGGUACGAACACUCCAGCGGUGACCCCUGCAUCGCCAACUACAAUACGGCUAGCGGAUCCAGGUGCUGUCACGCCUGGCUUGAUUCUUCCAGUGACCACUCCUGGCAGUCUUGUGACAAACGAUCCGGUGAUGGACACCGAAGCCCCUUUUGAUCUACCCACUGCUGAAACCUUCACCCUUUCCAACUUCUGGCUCACGACACCGUCUUCAGCUCCGAGCAUUGUCCCAUCAACACCCACGAUAUCUCCAGCACCUCUUCCAACCACUGGAAGCUCUGGAGGCCCGGAUGUUACAACUCCCGCACCACCGGUCAUGGUUACAGGACCGCUGAUCUUUAUCAUCCCGACAGUGAUACCAUCGACUAUGCCCACAACACCUGAACCUCCCACAAUCUCCUCCACCUUCACACCAGCAGCAACCCAGGCUUCUCCAGCAACCCCAACGCCUCAACACGUAGCUCAGUCUGCUCCGACUAAUUCCAUAAUUGGUGGAUCUCUGGACAGUUUCACAAAUCCUCCAAUAAUUGCUGCACUCAUAAGCUCGUCGGCAGCUUCCCCACCAGCAGUUCAGAGUGAUAUCCCACACGCGGUGCUGACAACAGUUGAUCCUCUUACUUCAACUACUGGAUCAACUAGGAGUACCGAAGAUCCAGGAAUAAUCUGGAAGGCCGGUGAUUGGAUCAGCAGCACGUGGCAUUCAGUAUUUGGUGGGAGUGAUAAGGUGCAGAAUGUGGCGAGUCCUGUGAGCAUGAACACAUUCACGACAACACCACAGCCGAUGGGAGGACUUGUUGGAAGUUUUAUUAACUCGACGGGAAACUUCUACAAUGACACCAAGGCGUUUAUUGGCAACACAAUUAAUGGCGUCACAAACUCUAACGGAAGUUUCAUCGAAAAUAAACUUGACAGCACCGGCGAUUUCUUGUCCAAUGCCUGGAAUUCGCUUACCUCAAAUAAUUCAACGGGUGGUGGGAAUGGCACGUGGAUCAGUGGGGCUCUAAAUAGCACCGGAAGAUUUCUAACGAACACCUGGAAUUUGCUCGGAAAUUGUAAUGGAACUGCCGGAAACUUUGUGAACAACACUCAAACUUGGAUCGGCGGCGCGGUGGACAGCACCGGAGAUUUCCUUUCGAAUACCUGGAAUUCUUUAAGUUCCAACAACACAAGCGGUAAUAGCACGUGGAUUGCCGGAGCUCUAAAUAGUACCGGAGGAUUUUUGACAAACGCGUGGAACACAAUAGGAAGCAAUAAUGGUACUUCUGGGAAUAUUGUUAACAACACACAGACUUGGAUAGGCGGCGCUGUUGACAGCACCGGAGACUUUCUUUCAAAUGCCUGGAAUUCUUUGAAAUCGGAAAAUAGUUCCAGUGGCGCUUUUGUGAAUAACACGCAAACUUGGAUUGGUGGACAAGUCGACAGCACCGGAGAUUUCCUGUCAAAUGCGUGGAACUCGCUGAAAUCGGAUAAUAAUUCUACGAACAGCACGCAAACGUGGAUUGGCGGAGCUUUGAAUAGCACCGGACAAUUCUUCUCAAAUGCUUGGAACGAAACAAAGGAACACUCUGGAAAUAUUAUCGAUUCAUCGAAAACGUGGAUCAGUGACAAGUUGGACGGCGAUUCGGCAACUGGAAGUCCAAUCAGUGAUCCAACAGUAAUCCCAUUGGCAGCACUUCCACCAUUAAGUCCUGUUGGAGGAGUUGCAAGUGUGAUUCUUCCCGUCGUUCGCUCAGCAACUGAAGAACCAUCGAAAGUCGAGUGGAACGGUGGAUUGAUCAGUGGUCCGUUAUCUGGAUAAUUCUUAAAAAGUACAAUAAUGCUCUGUCAUAUAUGCUCAUAAUAUAUUGUUAAUAAACUAUAAACCAUCUGAACCACGCAAUAAAUUUUUUAAAGGUUUC
Messenger RNA from Caenorhabditis elegans, 3813 nucleotides. RefSeq names its product Hyphal_reg_CWP domain-containing protein (gene W05F2.7). Lineage: Eukaryota; Metazoa; Nematoda; Chromadorea; Rhabditida; Rhabditidae. The transcript has 24 exons. The coding region runs from base 30 to 3713 and encodes 1227 amino acids. The record is from RefSeq and is marked reviewed.